Messenger RNA from Rhodotorula toruloides NP11, 1281 nucleotides. Its product is annotated as RRM domain-containing protein. The record is from RefSeq and is a predicted model, not a curated record. Gene Ontology annotation, biological process: mRNA alternative polyadenylation. NCBI's taxonomy places the organism in Eukaryota, Fungi, Basidiomycota, Microbotryomycetes, Sporidiobolales, Sporidiobolaceae. The transcript is spliced from 6 exons. The coding region runs from base 1 to 1281 and encodes 426 amino acids. Gene Ontology annotation, molecular function: mRNA binding. Gene Ontology annotation, cellular component: mRNA cleavage and polyadenylation specificity factor complex.
AUGGCAGCGCGACGACGAUCGGGCUCGCUCGAGUUGGACUACGGGGACAGCGCGUACAACGACAUCGACCUCAUCGGGACCGACUUCCCCAUGGAGCACGACGUCGUGGGCGGGUCGAUGCCACAUUCGUACGGCGGUGGAGCGAGCACGAGCGCAGGCGGCGGCGGCAGAGCGGGAUCGAGCGCGGGUGGGGCGCACCAGCAACAGCACAACGGCGGGAGGGCCGGGUCGGGACAGCCAGAGGCGCACAAGUCCACCCUUCCCGCCGUCCCAGGUCUUCCCGCCAAUCCUCUCACCGGCGUCCGUCCUGGCGGCGGCUCGGCGAGUCCUGCACCGCCUGGAGGAGCGCCUGGGGCACUGCCGAACUCGGCGCUGUUCAUCGGCGACUUGCAUUGGUACACGAGUGACGCCGACAUCGUCUACCUGGCGCAACUGGCGGGAGUCCCGGUCGUCGAGCUCAAGGACGUCUCGUUCUCCGAGCACAAGGUCAAUGGCAAGAGCAAAGGCGUCUGCUACGUCGAGUGCCAUUCUGCCGAGAACGCGCAACGCCUGAAGCAGUACAUCGACAAUAAUGAGUACCAGGAUAAAAAGAUGCUCGCACAGAUCGCGCCUGGCGGAACGGGCGUCUCGCCUUUCAAGACUCUGCCGAAAGAACCUGCCCGCGCACAGAACGUUCCGCACUCGAACAUCCCCCGCGUCGGCGGCAUCGCCGUCCGCCCCCCUCCCUCCGUCACGACCGCCUACAUGAACCCUCACCCCGGCCAGAACCGCCGCGACCAGCAGCCUGGCGCUCAGCAGAACCAGCCUGGCGGGCGCCCGAUGGCUGGCUUGCCGGUCAAGGGCGGAGCGAUGGGGAACGUCGGAACGAGGAUGGCGGGCCCGCCGUUGCAUGCGAACAUGGGAGGAGGGGGAGGUGGGAUGGGCCAGCAGCAGGGAGGGAUGGGGAUGCAGUUUGGAGGCGGAGCGGGCGGCGCGCCUGGAGCGGGCAUGUUCAACCCUGCUUUCGGAUUCGGCGCGGGCGCCGGUGCGCCAAACGGAGGAGGAGCCGGGGCGGGAGGGUUCGACAUGAGCGCGUUUGGCGGGAUGGGGAUGAUGCCUCUCGGCGGUAUGGGAAUGGGCAUGAUGCCGCUCGGAGGGAUGCCUGGGUUCGGGAUGGGUGCGAUGGGCAUGCCUGACUUUUCGGGCAUGAGCGCGUUCGGUAUGGGCGCGAUGGGCGGCGCUGGGAUGGGCGACGGCGCGCACGACGGUCAGGCGAAGAAGAGGACGAGGACAGACGGGUAG